Molecule: messenger RNA, 555 nt
Organism: Macrobrachium nipponense
Lineage: Eukaryota; Metazoa; Arthropoda; Malacostraca; Decapoda; Palaemonidae
Product: tigger transposable element-derived protein 1-like
Exons: 1
Coding region: 1-555 (184 amino acids)
Cellular component (GO): nucleus
Molecular function (GO): DNA binding
Source: RefSeq, a predicted model, not a curated record
AUGGGGGAAAAGAAUUCUACGGAUGAAUUGGUGGCCAAGGAAUUCCCUAGCCUCCUGAAGGGAAUCAUUGAAAAGGGAAGAUACCUCCCGGAUGCCAUUUAUAACAGGGAUGAGGCAGGCCUCCAGUACAAAAGGAUGACAAAGUCAACUUUCCUGGCCAAAAAAGUCAAGCAGGUUCGUGGGAGGAAAGCUGAUAAAUCCAGGCUCGCUGUGCUGUUUUGUGUGAACAGUACUGGUGCACACAGGAUGAAGCCCCUUGUUGUGCACACAGCCAAACACCCUCGAUGCUACAACCAUCUUUCUGAUAUGAAAGAUGCACCAGUGUACUGGAGUUCAUCUAAAAAGGCAUGGAUAACAUCAACAAUUUCGCAAGAUUGGCUCCUCAACUGUUUUGUGUCCGACGCCCGUCGGAAAUGCCUUCUGAAUGGGCGUGAAUUCAAGGUCAUCUUGACUCUGGACAACUGCCCAGCACACCCUUCGUUUUUGGAUGGCCUUCACCCAAACGUUCGUGUUGUCUUUCUUCCUCCUAACACCACUUACUCCUUCAACCUUUAG